This is a messenger RNA of Serpula lacrymans var. lacrymans S7.9, 2200 nucleotides long. RefSeq lists its product as uncharacterized. The record is from RefSeq and is a predicted model, not a curated record. Gene Ontology annotation, molecular function: protein-folding chaperone binding; ATP-dependent protein folding chaperone; ATP binding. Lineage: Eukaryota; Fungi; Basidiomycota; Agaricomycetes; Boletales; Serpulaceae. The transcript is spliced from 4 exons. Gene Ontology annotation, cellular component: mitochondrial matrix; mitochondrial inner membrane. Gene Ontology annotation, biological process: apoptotic mitochondrial changes; protein refolding; protein import into mitochondrial intermembrane space. Bases 88 to 1884 code for a protein of 598 amino acids.
GUUCUCAUUCCCUUCCAUCCAAAAAGCCGUCGCGUUUUUCAACGUUUCGUCCUUCAACCUCUUCUUUUCUUUCUUUUGUAAAAAGACAUGCACUCCCUGUCGACCUCGUCUUCAAGAGCCCUCCGCCGUGCUGCUGCGAAGGCUGCAAAGCCAUCGUUAGUCCGUGGUGCCCACAAGGAGAUCAAGUUUUCCAACGAGGGCCGUGCGAGUAUCCUCAAGGGUGUUGACGUGCUUGCGAACGCUGUCAGCGUUACGCUCGGUCCUAAAGGUCGUAACGUCAUCAUCGAGCAGUCGUUUGGUGGCCCAAAGAUUACCAAGGAUGGUGUCACUGUAGCCAAGUCUAUUACACUCAAAGACAAAUUCGAGAACCUCGGUGCUCGUCUUGUCCAAGAUGUAGCUCAAAAGACCAACGAGAUUGCCGGUGAUGGUACCACCACCGCCACUGUCCUCGCUCGUGCUAUCUACUCUGAGGGUGUUAAGAAUGUCGCCGCAGGGUGCAACCCCAUGGAUCUUCGUCGUGGUUCCCAGGCUGCUGUUGACCGCGUCGUUGAGUUCCUCUCUGCCAACACCAAGACUAUCACAACCACCGCCGAGAUUGCCCAGGUCGCGACUAUCUCUGCCAAUGGCGACAUCCACGUCGGCAACCUCAUUGCGCAGGCCAUGGAAAAAGUCGGAAAGGAGGGUGUUAUCACUGUCAAGGAGGGCCGCACGAUCGAGGAUGAAAUCGAGAUCACGGAGGGUAUGCGCUUCGACCGCGGUUUCAUUAGCCCUUACUUUAUCACGGACGUGAAGAGCCAGAAGGUCGAAUUCGAGAAGCCUUUUAUCCUCCUUAGCGAGAAGAAGAUUUCGCUCUUGCAGGACAUUCUGCCAUCCCUAGAAGCUGCUGCACAAGCUCGUCGCCCUCUCGUAAUCAUUGCGGAGGAUGUUGAUGGUGAAGCACUCGCUGCAUGUAUCCUUAACAAGCUUCGUGGUCAGCUCCAGGUGGUUGCUGUCAAGGCACCAGGUUUCGGUGAUAACCGCAAGUCGAUCCUCGGUGACCUUGCUAUCCUCACCGGUGGUACCGUGUUCACUGAUGAGCUCGACAUCAAACUUGAGCGUGCCACCCCCGACCUUCUUGGGUCGACCGGUUCUAUCACUAUUACAAAGGAAGACACUAUUGUCCUGAAUGGGGAAGGCUCCAAAGAUUCUAUCCAGGCCCGUUGUGAGCAGAUUCGUAGCGUUCUCCAGGACCCUACCACCAGCGAGUUUGACAAGACGAAGCUUCAGGAGCGUCUUGCCAAGUUGAGUGGUGGUGUGGCUGUCAUCAAGGUCGGAGGAAGCAGUGAGGUUGAGGUUGGCGAGAAGAAGGACAGGUAUGAUGAUGCGCUCAACGCUACACGUGCUGCCGUCGAGGAGGGUAUCUUGCCUGGAGGCGGUGUUGCGCUGCUUAAGGCUUCGCUUUCGCUUGCUACCAACUCCCCUGGAACGGGUGGUCUACCUACCUCACCUGAUGCCAAGGUUGUGCCUACUGCCAACUUCGACCAGGAUCUCGGUGUAAACAUCAUCCGCCGUGCUCUGACAAACCCGGCUCGCACCAUUUUGAACAACGCGGGUGAAGAGGCAUCCGUCAUUGUUGGAACUUUACUCUCCCAGUACGGUACCGCGGACAAGUUCAGUUGGGGUUAUGACGCCAGCAAGGGCGAGUACGUUGACAUGAUCAAGGCCGGUAUUGUUGACCCACUCAAGGUCGUGCGAACGGCUCUUGUGGAUGCAUCUGGUGUAGCCAGUCUGUUGACGACCAGUGAGGCAUGUGUCGUUGAUGCUGAGGAGGAGAAGCCAGCUGGUGGCAUGGGUGGAGGCAUGGGCGGAGGUAUGGGAGGCAUGGGUGGAAUGGGCGGAUUCUAAGCGGAAGUACACGACUGACGGCCCUGGUGUACUGCGUACUUCCAAUGUUUAAGCUUGGACGUUUAGCUGGGGUUGGCAGAAGACUUGAUAUGGAAUCAAAAGUAAUUUCAUUCUUGCUUUAUCAUGCUCAUUUAUCCUCUUAUGACUCACCAAUACUCACUACCUUACUUAUUGACAUGGCUUCUACACCCACGACCAACCUCCUCCUUGCCUUGCAUUUAUUGUCAACCCUCCCCCCCUCAUGAUCAUAUAUUCAUAGUUAUAUUCACUGCUGUUCUGUUGUUCUUUAGAAUCAAUGCAUCACCACUCACCACUC